Messenger RNA from Penicillium bovifimosum, 2067 nucleotides. RefSeq names its product phosphate-sensing transcription factor PHO4. The transcript has 3 exons. The record is from RefSeq and is a predicted model, not a curated record. Bases 1 to 2067 code for a protein of 688 amino acids. Gene Ontology annotation, molecular function: protein dimerization activity. Lineage: Eukaryota; Fungi; Ascomycota; Eurotiomycetes; Eurotiales; Aspergillaceae.
AUGGAUCAAUCAGCCAUGUCGUGGCCGGAGCAGCUGCAGGAAAACAACUUCAUGACUGCGAACGGAGACGAAGAGUUCUCCAACAUGUUCGACUUCAACAUACCUUUCCCCGAUAUCGAGCACGGACCAGGGAAUAUGCAACAUUCCCUACCGACGACCACCGGGCCGGGCUCCGAUAUGAAUAACUUGCGAUCGCAUCCUAUGGAAUACUCGGGUGAUAUGGAGGGCCUCAUGGAUUUCAACGAUCCCUCACAGUCGCAUACGCAUGCGGGUCACCCAAUGCCUUACUCGACUCCCAGUAUGACGCCGUCCUUCAGCGCGCAGCAACCGUCGCCCAUGUCGCAACCCCCGACUCGUCAACAUUACAUUCAUGGCCAGACGGCGAUACCUCCCACUCCGAACAGCAUUGAGAUGCAUGGCAAUGGCACCCGCUAUUCCCAACGCGUGGAGGACACCCCGGACAUGUACGACCAAUAUGCGCGAAUCAACGAGGAAGCAGCUCUCUAUACCCCUCUUGUUUCUCCGGCCAUGACACCCCUAGAGAACCAAUUCGGACUCCCUGAAUACACCAUCCCCGGCGAAUACUUCACGCCUCUCACCUCUCCCGCGCUAGAGGCGCAAAACGCCGAGUCUAGCAGUUACCAGUACCAUGCAAGACAGGUGUCGGAGGUGGGCUUCGUCCCCACCACUACUGAAAUGAAUACUCUCCCCGCAGCCUCGGCUCCACCCUCUCCCAGCGUCGUUCGGAAGACCAACAAUCGUCGUCGCCCAUCGACCACACCCACGACUACUACCCGGCUUAACAAUGCACGAAAGGUCAAACAGUCACCUAUCAUUCGGGCGCAGCGCAAACGGAGCACGCUGGCUCCCAACUCGGAAGAGUUCUACAAUAGUCUGACACAGGAGUUAAACUCCGCCCAGCCGCGGAAUCAGGACCUCCGCUCAAUUCAACUCAGCAGCAAUGAGGGUUCUGGACAAGACUCGGUCUCUCCCGAGGCAUUAUCGGAACCGUUGAUGCCACCUCCUGCGGUUCCUCCCCCACGGAUGUCUCCUGCCAUUGCUCCCUACAUUCCCACCGCCUCGCCGGGCACUGCUGCGACCCCGGCGCUUCUGAUGCGAAUUCAGCGGAAUCAGCAUUUGCAAAGUCCCUCAGGCCAGUUUGGCGGCCAAGCGCAGCUCGCAGAGCCCGAAAUCCCAGAUGAGGUCAUGGAGGAUAUCUCCCUCCCAGAGGCGGCUGCACCUUCGCAGUUGCGCCCGAAACCACAACGGAUUGAUACCGCCAGACGAACCCCAUCAGUCUCCGCGAGUGGGACGCCAUCUUUGGACCCUUCGCCUGCGUACGAUCAAACACCCAGUGCCUCUGUUGCUCCCAGUCCGCGCACAGCUGCCAUGCCAUCUCCGAGUGGGCCUAUACCUCGGAAAUCAGAAGCCAAGUAUGCGUCUAGUCGCAAACGAGCCAGUUUGAGUUCCACACAAGCUAGCCCACAAUUGCGGCCAAAGAUCAGUCCCAGCAUACAGCCGUUGGUGCGAGGCAACGAGGGCAUGUCACAAGAUGCUCUUUACCUCGCAUCAAAGUCCAACUAUCAACACAUUCUCGACGGUACUCUGCCUUCCGGUGUGAGCUACCCAGAGACUCUGGCCGAGAAUCUGAGCUCGAAGCGCACAAAUCAUAAACUCGCCGAGCAGGGGCGCCGUAAUCGGAUCAACAAUGCACUCAAGGAGAUUGAACAGCUCAUUCCGCAGGAGUUCAUCGACGCCCGCAACGCCAAGGAAGCCAGAGAAUCCGGCGGCAAAAGCGAGAAAGAAAAGGAGAAGGAGAAGGAGAAAGAAAAAGCCAAUCAAGCCAUCAGUAAGGCCACCGCCGUGGAGAUGGCCAUUGAGUACAUCAAGUCUCUGAAGUCCACCCUUGACGCAACUUCAGCCAAAUUGGCUGCCGCUGAGGCCAAGUUGUCGGAGCCUACUAAACAGGAGAUCGCUGACAAUCCCUCUGCCAUGCCGACUUCCACCGCUGAAUCCGAGAAGACCGCAAAUGUUGCCGUUGACUCCGAUACAAAGAGUUCUGCUUGA